AUGUCGGACUACGUUCCGCUGGCAGCCCAGGCGCGGGUGAACCUGACCGGUGACGCCACAACGCCGGCCGGCGUCCGCCCCACCACCAUUCCGGCAACGACGCUGCGUCUGAUUUACGAUCUAGAUGCGUUGGCUAAAAUUCCCGUCGACCAUGACAUUCCGCCGCCACCUGUAGGCGACCCCCAAAAGCGACGUCCUAGCCAGCCGGAGGAGGACUCUUCGUCUAGCGAUGAGGAGGAGGAACCCCAGCCCGGCCCGGGACCUAGACGCCAACGUCGGCCGCUCACUCGAGCCGAGAGGGAUCGAAGAGAGAUAGAGGAGGCGUUGGCCGAGGACGAACUCGAGGAUAGGCUGCACGCGAGCAUCCCACGAGGAGAGUUUACUGCGGCUGAGUUUGUGGUCGAGGAUCUGAAGAACAGCGACAUCGAAGUGUUGAUAGCCAAUGCCCUUCGCCACACGGAGAAGCUCGAGGAAGGGUCGUCGCUGCGGCAGUACAUAUCGUGGAUACUAGACUACAAGCGGUGGGCGGUGGAUGCUCUUCCGUCAGAAGGUGACGACCUGGAGCCGGGGUCCAUACUCACUGACAAGGACGAAAUCGGCAAGCACAUCGGCGAUGAUUUGGGCGAACGUUGGUACACCGCCCCGCGCCGGUUCAUCUGGAGCGAAGAGGGCAACACCGCCAUGCGCACGCAGCCGAUCAAGCCUUGCACGGUCAACAUGCUACUCGGCCGCAUCAAGGCCCUUCAGAUGGCGGCCAAGGUAGAGGCGACCCUGUACAAGGAGAAGGAGCUGCACAUCAUGCAGGACAUCUCGGUCGUCCGCACGGAAGUGCGCGUCAUGGUUCGCGGAAAGAACAAAGCCGACACCAAGUAA
Molecule: messenger RNA, 873 nt
Organism: Closterium sp. NIES-65
Lineage: Eukaryota; Viridiplantae; Streptophyta; Zygnematophyceae; Desmidiales; Closteriaceae
Source: the annotation of a GenBank genome assembly